GUGAUGGCAAGAAUAAAUAAUGUGACAGAAUUCAUCCUGUUGGGCCUGACCCAGAAUAUGGAGCUUCAAAAAUUUUCAUUUGCUUUGAUCUUAAUUCUCUACUUGGUCACCCUGGUGGGCAACCUGCUCAUCGUGAUCACCAUCAGCACCAACAGGUCUUUAGGAUCCCCCAUGUACUUCUUUUUGUCUUACUUAUCCCUGAUCGAUGGCUGCUUUUCUUCAUCCAUAACCCCCAAAAUGUUAGCUGACUCUCUUGCUGUGAGAAAAGCCAUCUCUUUCAAGGGAUGUAUGACUCAAGUCUUUGUUGAGCAUUUUCUUGGUGCUGCUGAGAUCAUCCUGCUGACCGUGAUGGCCUAUGACCGCUAUGUGGCCAUCUGCAAACCCCUGCACUACAUGACCAUUAUGAGCCACAGGCUGUGUAUUCUCCUGGUGGGCGUGGCCUGGGCCGGAGGCUUUGUCCAUGCAACCAUUCAGAUCCUCUUCACAGUCUGGCUACCCUUCUGUGGCCCCAAUGUCAUAGACCACUUCAUGUGUGACUUGAACCCUUUGUUGAAGCUUGUCUGCAUGGACACGCAUACCCUUGGUCUCUUUGUUGCUGCCAACAGUGGAUUCAUAUGUUUGUUAAACUUCCUCCUCUUGAUGGUCUCCUAUGUGGUCAUCCUGCGGUCCCUAAGGACCCAUAGCCUCGAGGGGAGGCGCAAAGCUCUCUCCACCUGUGUCUCUCACAUCACAGUUGUAGUCUUAUUCUUUGUGCCCUGCAUAUUUGUGUAUCUGCGCCCAGUGACAACCUUCUCCAUUGAUAAAGCUGUGGCUGUCUUUUAUGCUAUGAUUACUCCCAUGCUGAACCCCUUAAUCUACACCCUCAGAAACGCAGAAGUGAAAAAUGCUAUGAAGAAGCUGUGGGACCAUAAAGUGACUUCAACUGAUAAGUAA
Molecule: messenger RNA, 933 nt
Organism: Echinops telfairi (small Madagascar hedgehog)
Lineage: Eukaryota; Metazoa; Chordata; Mammalia; Afrosoricida; Tenrecidae
Product: olfactory receptor 4C12-like
Exons: 1
Coding region: 4-933 (309 amino acids)
Biological process (GO): G protein-coupled receptor signaling pathway
Cellular component (GO): membrane
Molecular function (GO): olfactory receptor activity; G protein-coupled receptor activity
Source: RefSeq, a predicted model, not a curated record